This is a messenger RNA of Bicyclus anynana (squinting bush brown), 2000 nucleotides long. RefSeq names its product juvenile hormone esterase-like. The record is from RefSeq and is a predicted model, not a curated record. The coding region runs from base 1 to 1683 and encodes 560 amino acids. The transcript has 4 exons. NCBI's taxonomy places the organism in Eukaryota, Metazoa, Arthropoda, Insecta, Lepidoptera, Nymphalidae.
AUGGCAGCAUUGCAAAUGAUUGUGAUUGGAAUUUUAGUCGCACUAGAAAUAAAACUAGCCCAUCAGCAUGUGGAGGCAAUUAUUGUGCCAGUGGAGCAAGGGCUGCUGGAAGGAGAACAGAAGUGGACAAUCACAGGAGACACAUUGUACUACAGUUUCAAAGGUAUCCCAUAUGCAUCACCACCCACUGGAAACUUGAGAUUCAAGGCUCCUCAACCAGCACUGUCAUGGAAAGGAAUACGAAACGCUACUGAACAUGGGAAUAUUUGCCCUCAAGUGGAUGAAUUUACUAAUAAAUUCAUACCUGGAAGCGAAGAUUGUCUAUUUCUAAAUGUGUAUACUCCAAAUUUAACUCCAGACUCUCUGUUAACUGUAAUGUUUUUUAUUCACGGUGGCGGCUAUGCAUUUGGUUCUGGCAAUGAUGAUAAUUAUGGACCCGAUUUUCUAAUAAACUCAAAUGUAGUUGUGGUGACAAUUAAUUAUAGACUGGACUCUCUUGGAUUUCUAUGCUUAGACACUAAGGAAGUGCCAGGAAAUGCAGGUAUGAAAGAUCAAGUAGCUGCAUUGAGAUGGGUGAAAACGAAUAUCAAAAACUUUGGUGGCGAUCCAAACGGUGUAACAGUCUUUGGUCAAAGUGCUGGUGGUUCAUCAAGUACUUUGCACGCAUUGUCUCCAAUGUCUAAAGGGCUCUUUCAAAGAGUAAUAGCUAUGAGUGGAGUACCAAUGAGUGUCUUUUCUGUGGAAUUUGAACCAAAACGCAGAGCUUUCGUUCUUGGCAAAAUUCUAGGUUUUGAGACUACAAACACUACAUCACUUUUAGAAUAUCUGCAAAGUGCAACUGUUGAUCAAUUAGUUGGCAAAAAUUUGUCUGUAAUAGCUGUUGAAGAUUACAUAAACAUUUACUUUAAAUCUUAUUUUGAACCAGUCGUGGAAAACGAUUUUGGUCAGGAAAUGUUUUUAACAGAGUCACCUAAUGUAUUAAUUAAAGAUGGCCGAAUACACGAUGUAGAUAUCUUGCUCGGAUAUACAACUGCUGAAGCAGUGGUUGGUCUUUUUAUGUUCGAAUCUACUCCUACGAUUGAAAAUUGCGAUAGAUACAAAGAAACUUUAGUGCCAGUAGAAGUUCUAUAUGCAAGUUCACCAAAGACGACAGUAGAAUUAGGAAAUUUAAUUAAAGAAUACUACAAUGGACCUAAGCCUUUGUCUGUGAAAAGGAUGACACAGUUUGUGAAAUAUGCAACAGAUGUAUAUAACUACAAUGUUAUUCGAUAUGCAAGGCAGCGAUCUAACUUUAGUGGUAACAGUAGCACAUACUUGUAUCAGUUCUCAUGUAUGUCCGAAAGGAAUGUUCUCAGCCAACAAGGUUUCAAAUAUGGAAUAAUUGGAGUUGCACACACCGAUGAUCUCAUGUAUGUGUUUAAUGCAAAUAAAUAUAAUUUGCCAGUAAUUAAGAAUGCAACUUCUUACACAAUGAUACAAAACACAUGCACGUUACUGACUAACUUCGCAAAAUAUGGAAAUCCCACACCUGGAUCAAAUCUCGGAGUGGAGUGGCCCAAAUACAAUAUGCAAACGCAAUUAUAUCUAGACAUUGGAGAGGAGUUAGUUGUGGGCACGAAACCAUUAGCUUCUAUGAUGGACUUUUGGGAUAGUGUUUAUAAACGAGCUGAAAUACCUUUUUGAUUUGAAAAAUACACAUGAUAUACGUAUACUAUUUUUAUUUUUAUUCGUACUAUAGAUUAAAUAAUAGGGAUGAUGACAGUUUUUUAAAUUGUAUACAAAUUAAGAGUAUAUAAUUAGCAAAGCAAUUUUGUAAAAGUAACAGGGUAUCUGCGAUCAUUACUUUCGGAGCUACAGGGAUUUAAAGGGUCAGAUUUGCGGCGCUGCCGCAGAUCCCUGAAAAACGCUCCAUACAAAAUGGCACGAUUUAGUGAGUGUCGUAGGCUCGCUGCUGAUUAGGUUUGUAUGGGCGUUCAAACAAAAUUACUUUUUGUUAUUUG